ACCAGCAUGUUUAUUCAGGCAGAUAAGACUUUAUUUCGCAAAGGAAAGAGGAUUCACCCAUAUUUGUGUAUAUAUAUUUAUAUAUUUACACGUGUUUCUAUGUCUUUAUAUAUAGAUUGGUAUAUUUAUGUGCGUAUUUGAGCGGAUGCAGAGGCGGGCGGGCAGCACCGGGCUGUCGGACAGCAGCCGCAGCCCGUGUAGGUGGGAAGGCGGCGGGGGCUGCGCGGGGCGCGGGCGGUCCCGCCGCGUCUCCCGAGCCGCGGUGCCCCGGCGGGGACGUGUCCGGGUUCCCAAGCGAGCGGCGCGCAGGCGCCUCUCCCUCCCCAGCCCCGGUGAGAUGCUCUCGGACGUGGGAAGGGGAUCGCCCUGCCUUUCCCUGCCUCCCGCCUUCUCUCCGGCUCCUCUGCCCCACUUUUCCUCCUCUUAGCACAGUCUCUGGCUGGGUUUCAUUAGCGGUUUUUUUUUUUUACCCCUUGUUGUUUAUUGUUCGGUUUUGGUUUGUUUUGGGUUUUAAUAUAACCCACUCCCGGGGAGCCCGUUUGCCACCCGCUCUCCGUAGCUCCUGCUCCUCCACACAGCGCUAUCUGAAGGGAGACCCGCCUGUUGAUUAUCCCCCACUCCCCUUCCCUCCGCUUCCACCCACCGUCUGCCCCCACCCCUCCCUCCGCUUGAUUUCGAACCUUUGGAUGGUGUUUUGGUGUCAUUAGGAGAUUAACAUCCCUGGAGCACCAGGGGAGGAGGAGGAGGAAGAAGAGGAGGGUGGAGGGGAGAGAGAGAGACAGCAGGCAGGAAGGUUGGCGUAUUAGCAGGAGUGAGGCUCUCCUCCCGCCGUCCCAGCCAUCCCCGGCUCCUCGGUGGCAGCGGAGGGGGGCGGUUGCCGGCGCCGCGGGCUGCGCCCGGUGCCCGCGUCCGCGGAGCUGCGGCUGCCGGCGGGCGAGCGGCCGCGGCUCCUGCUCGCAGCCCCCCUCUCUUUUAUGAGCAGCGAGGCGGAGGAGCGGCAGCGGGGGACACCAGGAGGAGCAUUUCUUCCCCGGGGUUUAUGAAUGGCACUGACAUGGAGGAAAUACCGUUUCAGAAAGUCAAGACCAAGAGGAAGAAGUGCUGUCACUGCUGCUGCUCCCCGCCGGCUGCCGCGGCGGCGGGAGCCGGAGCUGGGCUGGGGGACCCCCCUCCCUUGCUGCUGCUGGAUGCCAUCGCCUGCGAGGACGAGUUUGACUGCAAGGAGCUGGAGGCUCUCUUCCAGAGCUACAACCUGAAGCUAGAGCAGACGUCCACCCUCAAGGCGCUGGCCGUCCUCAUCGUGCUCACCGCCAGCCUGGCUCUGGUGGAGCUGCUCUCCGGCCCCAGCCUGACCAUCUCCAAAGGCUCGCACCCGGUUCACUGCAUCAUCUUCCUCUCCCUCUUCAUCGUCACCAAUGUCAAGUACUUGCAGGUCACCCAGCUGCAGCAGAUCGUCAAGCUCACCUUGCUCUUCAGCUUCACCUUCUCCUUCCUCUGCUGCCCCUUCUCGCUCGGCGCCUACGGCAUGGAGCCCCCCAGCACCCCGGAGCAGGGCAUGUGGCAGCUCAUGCUGGUCACCUUCGUCUCCUACUCGCUGCUGCCCGUCCGGACCCUGCUGGCCAUCGUCUUCGGGCUGGUGGUGUCCGUCUCUCACCUCAUCGUCACCGCCACCUCCGUCAGUGCCAAGCGGCAGCGGCUCUGGAGGACGCUUGUGGCCAAUGCAAUCCUUUUUGUAAGUGUAAAUUUGUAUGGGGUCUUUGUGAGGAUUUUGACAGAAAGGGCUCAGAGGAAGGCAUUCCUUCAGGCCAGGAACUGCAUUGAGGACAGGCUGAGGCUGGAGGAUGAAAAUGAAAAACAGGAACGUCUCUUGAUGAGUCUUUUGCCCAGGAAUGUUGCAAUGGAAAUGAAGGAAGAUUUCCUGAAGCCUCCUGAAAGGAUUUUCCACAAGAUUUACAUUCAAAGGCAUGACAACGUUAGCAUUCUGUUUGCAGACAUUGUGGGGUUCACUAGUUUGGCAUCACAGUGUACUGCCCAAGAGCUGGUGAAGCUGCUGAAUGAGCUCUUUGGCAAAUUUGAUGAAUUAGCUACAGAAAACCACUGCAGAAGGAUAAAAAUCCUAGGGGACUGUUACUACUGUGUAUCAGGAUUGACCCAGCCCAAAACAGAUCAUGCCCAUUGCUGUGUGGAAAUGGGACUGGAUAUGAUUGAUACCAUCACAUCUGUUGCAGAAGCCACAGAAGUUGAUCUCAACAUGAGAGUUGGAUUGCACACAGGCAGGGUGCUCUGUGGGGUCCUGGGUCUCCGAAAAUGGCAGUAUGAUGUCUGGUCAAAUGAUGUGACUUUAGCCAAUGUAAUGGAAGCUGGAGGACUGCCUGGGAAAGUUCACAUUACAAAGACCACCUUAGAGUGCCUAAAUGGGGACUACGAGGUAGAACCAGGAUAUGGUCAUGAAAGGAAUAGUUUCUUGAAGAAGCAUAAUAUUGAAACAUAUUUUAUUGUGCCAUCCCAUCGUAGGAAGAUAUUUCCUGGACUGAUUCUCUCAGACAUUAAGCCUGCCAAAAGAAUGAAGUUCAAGACAGUCUGCUACCUGCUUGUUCAGCUCAUGCACUGUCGGAAGAUGUUCAAAGCGGAGAUCCCUUUCUCCAAUGUCAUGACGUGUGAGGAUGAUGAUAAGAGGAGAGCACUAAGGACAGCCUCUGAAAAACUCAGGAAUCGUUCCUCUUUUUCUACUAAUGUUGUAUACAACACUCCAGGAACUCGAGUGAACAGAUACAUCAGCCGCUUGAUAGAGGCCCGGCAAACUGAGUCUGAGAUGGCUGACUUGAACUUCAUCACCCUGAAGUACAAGCAAAUUGAGCGUGAAAAUAAAUACCACCAGCUUCAGGAUGAGUAUUUCACCAGUGCUGUAGUUCUCUCACUAAUUCUAGCUGCCUUAUUUGGCCUUGUCUACCUUCUAAUAAUACCACAGAGUACCAUAGUUCUUGUUCUCCUGGUGUUCUGCAUAUGCUUCCUAGUGGCUUGUAUUAUGUACCUACAUGUCACACGAGUACAAUGUUUUCCAGGGUGCCUGACAAUUCAGAUUCGUACCAUUUUGUGUAUUUUUAUUGUGAUCUUAAUAUACUCCGUGGCUCAAGGAUGUGUGGUCGGCUGUAUGCCUUGGGUUUGGAAUGCCAAUUCCAGCAGUUCAAUAAUUAUCAUUUCUCCUGGUGGAACAAAUAAAACAAUGAAUGAACUUCCAUGUGACACAGCCCACUAUGCUUUCCUUUCCUGCGUAGUGGGGACUCUCACCUUGGCAAUAUUUCUGCGUGUAUCUUCCUUGCCAAAAAUGAUUCUCCUGCUUUUUGUUACAAUUUUGUACAUAGCUAUUCUGGAACUCAGUGGUUACAGAAAAGCAGUGGGGGGUGGCUCCUUUUAUAUGCGCGGCUAUGAACCAAUACUAGCCAUUUUGCUAUUUUCUUGUGCUUUGGCACUGCAUUCCAGACAGGUGGACUUGAAGCUGCGUCUGGACUACCUCUGGGCUGUGCAGGCAGAAGAAGAGAGAGAUGAUAUGGAAAGAGUCAAGCUGGAUAAUAAAAGAAUUCUCUUCAACCUGUUGCCAGCACAUGUUGCACAGCACUUUCUAAUGUCUAAUCCGCGAAAUAUGGACCUUUAUUACCAGUCCUAUUCACAAGUGGGAGUGAUGUUUGCUUCCAUCCCAAAUUUCAAUGAUUUCUACAUUGAACUGGACGGCAAUAAUAUGGGAGUGGAAUGUUUACGCCUGUUAAAUGAAAUUAUUGCUGAUUUUGAUGAGCUUAUGGACAAAGAAUAUUAUAAGGACAUAGAAAAGAUCAAGACGAUUGGAAGUACGUAUAUGGCAGCUGUGGGACUUGUGCCUACUUCAGGAACUAAGGCUAAAAAAUCAAUCUAUUCCCAUCUGAGUACACUGGCAGAUUUCGCAAUAGAGAUGUUUGACGUUCUUGAUGAAAUCAACUAUCAGUCUUACAACGACUUUGUCCUACGAGUUGGUAUUAAUGUUGGGCCAGUAGUGGCUGGAGUCAUUGGAGCCAGAAGACCACAGUAUGAUAUCUGGGGGAACACUGUAAAUGUUGCCAGCCGGAUGGAUAGUACUGGAGUGCAGGGGAAAAUUCAGGUGACAGAAGAAGUUCAGCGGAUCUUAAAAAGGUGCAGUUACGAAUUUGUGUGCAGGGGUAAAGUCAGUGUAAAGGGAAAAGGUGAAAUGUUGACCUAUUUCCUGGAAGGAAAGGCCGAUGGAAAUAAUUCGCAAACACGGUCUUUAAACUUAGAGAGGAAAAUGUACCCUUAUGGGAGAGCAAACAUUCAAACCAAACUGGGCACCAGCUGCCCAUCAGUGUCCUCAGCUGCUAGUUUUCCUGUAAAAGCUGGAGCAGGGCAGACGUCUGCCACUCACGCAAAUCAAACACUGCAUUAUCUUCCUUCUGUGCCAGCUGUAAAGGAGGCAUAAAGCAAAGGAGAUUUGGUUGUGCCAUUUACAGUGAACUUGGAGAGCAAUGGUUGCCUGAAUUUUUGCCAAGAGAUCAGAUGUCGUAGGCCAUGGCAUUAACCAAGGACCACUACAACCCAACCAAAGAGAACUUGGGGACUGUGUAACGAACUCUUGGGAUGGAACAUUUAAGGGCUAGCAAUUCUGUUAGGAAAAGUCAAAACCUGAUUUUCUGGAAAUGAGGAAUAUUUUCUUGGUGUUUUUAAAGGGUGAAUGAAAAAAAAAGAAGAGAUAAACGUGCAAGCAAUUAUAUUUAUGUGUGUGUGUGUAUAUAUAUGUUUUAAUCUAUAUAUGCACAUAUGCAAACAGUCCUGUGUAGACUUAAUAGAGAUUUAGAGAUAAACAUAAAAACAUGUAUUUAUUUACACAUCCACCUGCAAUGACACAGCAAAGAGAUUUCUCUUUCUGUCAUAGCCAGCACUGUUGGGUUUGGGAUUAGCAAAGCUGCAUUUAACAGUGGAGUGUGGGGCAGCUGGUCUACAGCAAGUUAGAGAAGCUGUGUUCCCAGUGCAUGAGGUAAAGCAAUGACAGCAGUGUUCACUGUGUUGUCAGCUAAUGAAGGCUGGAUGCAACUAAUUGCUAAACCCUAUGUAUUUUGAAAAAUUCUCCUUGCAUGCUCCAAAAACUUCCAAAAAAUUCCAAUUCAAAGCAUACACUAGGAUGUGAAGAGCUUAAAGGUUUGGCAGAAGAACAAUAUAUAUUCUUUUCAUUGAAAAACAAAAUUAAUUGAUUUCAUUGAAGAGCAGAAGGAUGGUAUUAUUUCAGGCUUUUACAAACAGCACAGGUCCUGUGGCUCAGUUCCAGGAUUUAGCUUUACCUUUCCAAACAGGUCAAAGAAUAGUCCUGUACUGGUGACAAACAUGCUGUUGCUAGCUUUGUGACAUUUGUGUAUUUGCCAACACAGGCUUAGGUCUUAAUCGAUUUUUAAAUUUAUGCCACAGUUUUAUUAUAUCUUGAUUCUACCCAGGCUCACUCUUCAAAGCUGUACAAUUAUAGAAAGCUAUAAUUCUGAGAAACAAGCACAGUCAAACUUUGCCCAAAUCAGGAGCACACUGGUAAAUGUGCCAGAAGAGUGAGGCCUGCUCUUAAUCUGCAUAAAAGGGAACAUAUUUUGGCCACUUUUUCCUUUAAUGCAGCCCACAUCCUAUUGUUCAUGGUUUCAUCUUGAAACACUGAUCUGGAUGGGAAAUGUGGAGUGCAGCUCCAUAAGCAGCUGGAGGUCAUCCUGCUAAGUGACAUGUCCUGCAUGGACACCGUCAAUAGCAAUCCCUGAUGGGGAUGUGCAUGCUAAUCAGCCUUACUGCACUGCUUUCCAGAAGAGAAACAAAACUUUUUGUUGUCUAAAAACAUGCAAAACUUCCUUGUAACUAAAAAAAGCCCCACAAAACAAAACCAGCACACGUACCCCUCCCCCCCCCCCCCCCCAAAAAAACCAACCAAACAGCACCAAACCCAAAAACUGCAGAAGUUGCCCAGACUGUGCAGUAGAAAACUUGCAUGGACUGGAUGUCACAUUUCCCUUUGGUGAGCCUAUUUCAGUAGUGAUUUAAGUGGAAAGAAAAUUCUGAGCAAUACUCCUGCAACCAGCAUUUGCUUUGGAGCAGUCACUGUGUUAAAAAUAUAUGGGCGAAUACUGUGUCAACAGAUGGAAAUUGUUAAAGAAGUGCUGCAGGAGUUUCCUAUCAGGCUGCUGUGGGAUUCCAGUGGUUUUCAGCAGGGUAUUUAGUUAAUUUUCAUGUACCCUGUCAGCUAGGUGCUACAUUACAAAGCUGGCAAAAUCAGUGUUGUGAUUAAAGUGACUAUAAAGCCUGAGAAUCACUUCCUAACUGUACUAGGUGUAUGUACCCUGGCUCAUCUGUCAAAAUCACUGUUUCUUUACCUCCUUAACAGUUCACAGGUAUUCUUCUAGAAUAAUUUAAUUCUGCUUUUGAGGCAUUCAAAGCCAUUUAAAUAAACACAUGUAGAAUAUAGAGAUUUAAAAGAACAAAUAUUUACAUCAUUAAACUGAAUAAAUGGUAUCCAUGUAAAGCACACCUCAUAUUACUGUUUUCUAAUAGGUUUGUAAGAACUAAAUCAUCACACCGGUAAGUUAAAUAUUUAACCAAAAUGGGAAGCAUUAUGUGCAAUAGCAAUAAUCACUCAGUUCCACUCACAGAGAGCCCAAGUUAUACAACUUUUGAAUCCGUGAAAUUGGUAUAUAAUUUCACUGAUAGUAAUAAAACAUUGUUUUUACAUGUACUGUUAUUAAAAGUGUCUUCAGAUCCUAGCAGUAGAUCUGGUAGUACAUGAACACAUAGACCAACUACAGCCAUUGACCCACCCCAAAAUCUUACAAUGCAAUUAUUGAUUUGUUACUUCUUUGAUAGGUCUAAGAUAUGGGCAUAUUGCCAAUUGGGGUUUUUUUAUCACUAAAUGGACAGUGAGCAGAAAUUAAUUGUCCCCUGUGCUAAUAUUUUUGGGACUGUUCUCAUUCCCAGACUCAUUCCCAGCCUAGUCCUGGAGUAACAUCAGUGGAAGAUCAUGUAGCAAGGUAAAUUUGGAUUAUUUAUUUUAAUAUUUUAAGAGAUGAGCAGGUACUAGUAGAAUUACUCCAGAGUUUUUCUAAGCCUGAUCCUCCUCUCCAACAGUCAGAUGAGGCAGGUGACUCUUGUAAGGAUGCGUUCCAUGUUGAAUGGGAAGGACCAAACAGUAUUUUACCAUGUAGUCCUGGACUAAGCAGUGCAGAAUCAUGAAGAAAGUUCAGCCAAGGCACACAUUAGUAAAAAGCCAUGUGAAACUGAUAAGCAGUGUUCAGUAGUCAUUCCAACAGGGAAAACAUAAUUCCCAUUGAAAUCAUGAUAUAAUGAUGCUGUGCUCUUGCCUUUAUGCUUUCCCUCCCUAUUUAUAUCAUUUUUGCCCAUUUUUCCCUCUCUGUGUACAUUUGUUUUAUUUUAGCUCUUGUGUGAUAGCUUUAAAUGAUAGAUUUAAUCUCUCCACUCUUCCUGCAUUCUUUGAUAUGCCCAGUAAGUUUUAUACAUGGAAAAAAGUAGUAGUAAUCCUUCCAAUAGCACCACAAAUGCACAUUUUCUGCCAAAUUGGAGAAGCUUGCCAUCAAAUUUUUAUUGGCAAUUGGCUGAAGAUAAUUUGUGGCCCACUCUAGUAUCCCUGCAAAUCAGAAUCAUCAGAAGGAUUUCCUUGGAUUUCAUUGGGAUUUGGGUUGUGUCCACCUUGAUGCACGCAGUUGUAUUUCCUAACUUUCUGGUCAAGCUCUGUAACUUUUGCUUGGGUGACCUUGCUGUAGACCCAGCAAGGAGUCAGUUCUGCCCCACUGUACUCAGAAGUCCUUCAUGUUUAAUUUGGGAUAGUAAUGUGUUGCACUGUGGCAGAAUAGCCUCCUGCACUUCUGUUCACUGUUCUGUGCAGCUGUUAGCUUGAAAUGAUUAACAGAUAUGAGCCCUACAAUGAAGUGAUGCCUUUUUGGCAUGUCAGUGUCUGUCAAUAGCAAGCACAAUAUUUCACAUCUGUUUGCACGUUUUCUCUUUCAGAUAAUAGUAAUAAUUGAAGUCUUUCGUUCUUUAUAUAAGGAGAUAAGUAUCAGAGAUCUUCAGGCUUCACUGUCUCGGGAGCUAAUUUCAAAGUGUUCCUAUGCUACGUUUCUCUUUAAAUGAUUUUUUAAUUAUUAUUCUCUGCUGAGAUUACAAACUGGCAUUUAGUUGAAUUACUCGCUAGGUAUUUCCAAACAUUUCCCAUUUGCAUUGACUAGAAAGCUAUUUUGUCCAGCCUGUAAAAUGCAGGGGUUUUGUAGCUGCUUCCCACCAUGGCAAGUUGCACUCCCUUAUCUUCACUAAAACAUGCUCAAGUUCUCCCUUGCUUUCUCUAGGUGAGACUGAGAGCCAAAAGCUUCAGCUUGUUGAGGCUGAAUCUGCAUCCCUUAUGUACCCACAAGGCCUGCAGAAAUCACCAGGUGUUUAGCAUGCUUACGAAGGUCAGGAACUGAGCUUCUGGAGGCCAAGUUCUGCUUUGGGUUACAGUGAUAUCCCGUGUCAGUACUGAACUGAGUAUUGCACAACACUGUAACCAAGAGUAGGUUGUGCGCCUAAACCUCUUUCAAACUUUUGCCUGCAAUUUAUCUGUAAGGCAAAAGGAAGUACUUGGGAGUCACUGUUGGAAGGGAAACAGGGUAUGACCUGUGCCAUUUCAGUGCUUUGAGGAGUCUGAACACAUUAGUAAGUAGCGUGAAUCAUUUUCAUGUGUUGAAUUCCUGCUUGUAGCAGAAACAAAGCAUUUUCUUUACAUCAGCAAGUCCAGAUUCUGUACGUGUUCUGCCCAGGCAGGAGGACUAUUUAGCCAUAAUGUUCUUUCAAGUUAGAGUUUUGUAUUACAGUGAAAAUUGACAUUUUUUUAAUUUGUGAUAAACCUGUAUUAUAAUGCCUUAUUUAUUUUUAAUCUUGUACAGUGUUACAAAACAACAAAAAACAUUGGCCUUUCAUGUAUUAUUCACUUUAAAAGAUGUAUUGUAUUAUGAGAUUUUGUAAAUAGUUUUAGCUCGGACAGGUAAUUGCAUGUACACUUGUAUAAAAAGAAGCAAAAAGGCACACUUUUAACAAAUGUUAACAAUUUUUUGUAAGAGACAUUUUACAUGUGCAUGGAGAUUAUAAAUCCUUUGGAAAUGGAUGUCCUUUUGCUUUUCCUUGCAAUCUACUGCAUGCCACUCAUGCCUGACUUCAGUAAAACAAAACAAAACAGUAAACCAGUAAGUUUUCCUAAAUGUUUUUGACAUAUCACUACUGGCACAGAGUUAGAUCCACUAGUUGCAUGUGCGUUCAGCAAAGCAAAAUCAAAAUGCAAAUGGCAAAUAAAGAAGAAAUAUAAUUUCAUGGUUGUGAUCUGCCAACCUCAGUGUUCCAAGAUCCAUAAUACAGUAUAUGAAAAGUGUUAUCAACAUCUAUGCUGUCUUCAUAAGGUACCUUCUGGUCAUUAGAAGCAAUAAACUCUACUUACUGUAA
Messenger RNA from Strigops habroptila (Kakapo), 9486 nucleotides. It is a transcript of the gene ADCY1, whose product is annotated as adenylate cyclase 1. Gene Ontology annotation, molecular function: adenylate cyclase activity. Gene Ontology annotation, biological process: adenylate cyclase-activating G protein-coupled receptor signaling pathway; intracellular signal transduction; cAMP biosynthetic process. NCBI's taxonomy places the organism in Eukaryota, Metazoa, Chordata, Aves, Psittaciformes, Psittacidae. The transcript is spliced from 20 exons. Bases 1040 to 4462 code for a protein of 1140 amino acids. The record is from RefSeq and is a predicted model, not a curated record. Gene Ontology annotation, cellular component: plasma membrane.